GUCGGAGUCUAACCGUUCAUUUGAUUUGAUGCAAUUUAAGAAAAGUAAAAUUAUUUAAAAAAACAAUAUGAUUUUGUGACUAAAGAUUGAAGACUCGUAGGAAAGUCUGCUUACUAGACUUUGUGACGAUAAUCUUAAAUAAACUGUAGUGAAACAUCAAUCAAAUAAAAUUCAAGACAUGGAUGAAGUUGCAUUUAACAUAUUUAAUAAUUCAAAUGAUAACAACGACUGUGAUAAUAAUAAUGAUAGCAUAAGUAACAACGAACCAUCAAUUUAUGUUUUUGGCUAUGGAUCACUUGUGUGGAAUCCUGGUUUUGAGUAUUCCAAAUGUAUUACCGGAUAUAUCAGAGGCUAUGUCAGAAGAUUUUGGCAGGGAAAUGUAACGCAUCGUGGAACUCUUGAUCAGCCUGGACGCGUGGUAACAUUAGUGGAAGACAAAGAAGGAAUUUGCUGGGGAUGCGCUUACAAAGUUACUGGUGACCUUGCUCUAAGAUAUUUAGAGCAAAGAGAAUGCAAUUUAGGAGGUUACAUGACAGCUUACACAAAGUUCUAUCCUCGUGUUGCGACUGAGUUUUCUGGGCUUUCUGGAGAAGCUUUUCCAGUUCUUCUUUACAUUGCAACUCCAUCAAAUGAUUAUUGGAUGGGAGAGGACAGUCUAGAGAAGAUAGCUGAACAAAUUUCUACUUCAUCUGGUCCAUCAGGACAUAACGUCGAGUAUUUACUAAGAUUAGCUAUUUUUAUGAGAGAAGAAAUUCCUGGAGUUCAUGAUGAACAUCUCUUCGGACUUGAAAAGCUCGUCAGAGAAGAAUUAAUAAAACGAAAAGUUUGCAUAAUAUCUGUGAUGGGCAAUCAACCACAACGAAUCAAUCGUGACUUACACGAAUCUCAACGUAGACCUAUCAACUUUGAAUUUACUACAAAAGUUCAGGAGAAGCGAUUGCGUUGUCUCAAUAUUUGAGUCUGAUGUUUGUUGAUUUUAAUUUCGAAUUUAUUCUCAUGUUUUAAUUUCAAGUUUUGCUUCAUCUUCGUACAACAUAAAAUUAAAUUUAUGUUUCAAAAAAUAAAAAUUAAACAUGACAAAUGUUUAUUAAGUUUAUUAAUGAAAAGAAGU
Messenger RNA from Clunio marinus, 1111 nucleotides. Lineage: Eukaryota; Metazoa; Arthropoda; Insecta; Diptera; Chironomidae. The record is from the annotation of a GenBank genome assembly.